Messenger RNA from Trichogramma pretiosum, 2139 nucleotides. RefSeq lists its product as uncharacterized. Gene Ontology annotation, molecular function: DNA binding. The record is from RefSeq and is a predicted model, not a curated record. The annotation marks the transcript as partial. The transcript has 5 exons. Gene Ontology annotation, cellular component: nucleus. Lineage: Eukaryota; Metazoa; Arthropoda; Insecta; Hymenoptera; Trichogrammatidae.
UAGCAGUUAGAGACACGAAAGUUAUUAAAUUGAUAAUUACAUUGGUAAUUACAAUUAAUAAAGUAUAACAAAAGGAAAUAUUUCUUCAGAAGUUGCACAAUCAGUCAAAAAAUGGGUAAAAAACGCAAAAUAACAUCAAGUGACUCUUCAGCAAAAAAGAUGAGAGAAAGUUAUAGGAAUUAUAAACAAGAGCAGCUGGCUAAUGCACUGACCGCUGUAAAGAAAGGUGUGGGCUUGAGAGCUGCAAGUGUUGCUUAUGAGGUACCUUAUUCUACGCUGAAAGACAAAAGAGAUGGAAAAAGUCAAAUUGGAGCUAAAAGUGGUGGAAAAAGUGUUUUAUCGAUGGAAGAGGAACAUCUGUUAGUUCAAUGGAUAUUAGAAGUAGGCAAAGCUGGCUUUCCUCCAACACCAGAUCAAAUCAAGGACAGCGUAUGGAAGAUAGUCACCAAUAUAAAGAAAAAAAACCCAUUUACAAAAAAUAGGCCAGGGCGUCAUUGGCUAGAUGCAUUCAUGAAGCGUCAUUCUUCAGAACUUUCAGCCAGAGUGCCACAAAACCUUUCUCAGAGAAGAGCAGAUGUCACAGAAAGUCAAACUACGUGCUUGGUUUCAAGAAGUUGAAUUACAUUUGAAAAAUAAGAAUUUACUGGAUAUAGAUGGCAAUAGAGUGUUCAACUGCGAUGAGACUGCAGCUUUAUUAAAUCCAAAAGGACUGAAAGUUAUUGUAAAAAAGAGUUUGAAAUCUGCUCAUAUGAAAGUUGGACCUGACGACAAAGAGUGUAUGACAGUCUUAGUUAUGGGAAACGCAGCUGGUCAAUUGGCCCCUCCUAUGGUUAUGUACGCAUACCAAAGAUUGCCACCAGCAAUAAUAGAAGAAGCACCGAAAAAUUGGGCAAUAGGCAAAUCUGAAUCGGGCUGGAUGACCAGUGAAUCAUUUUACGAAUAUAUUUCAAAUGUUUUCUACCCAUGGGUAGUAAAAGAAGGCAUCAAGUUUCCAAUCGUACUGUACCUUGAUGGACAUUCAUCACACCUGACGUUGCAAUUAAGUAAUUUCUGUUUGGAGAACCAAAUUGUAUUAGUUUCCCUUUACCCAAACUCAACGCAUCUAACUCAACCAAUGGAUGUUGGCUUAUUCAGCUGUUUAAAGAAAGCGUGGAGAAAAACUGUCUCGUCAUGGAGAUUUGAAAGAAAUGGAAUGGCCUUAUCAAAAAACUACUUUGCACAAGUUUUCAAAACAGCUCUUGAUUCAUUGGACAUGACAACUGUGAUGGAAAAUAGCUUUAAAACAUGUGGAUUGCACCCGUUCGAUGAAAAUGCUGUAAAGUAUUCUGAGUUAUUUAGUCAUGAUGAUGAAGCUAUUGAAAACCUGAAUGAUGACACUGUUUCUCAACCUCCUGUUAUUGAAUUUAACAAGUUGGAGUUUGUGGAAACGUUAAUUGACAAGAAUGUUAUAACCAUGUUUAAACAUGCUAAGCAGCGAGAUGGUAAUUGGUACGGGGAGGAAAAGUACGCUGAAUUAUUUACUUUCUGGAAACGUUGUGCAGAUUCAAAAAGCACCCAGGAAAAUAAUUCUCAUUGUGAUGAAGCAGCUCUUCCUUCUGUCAACAUCAAUGAAAACUAUUCCCUUGAGACUUCAAAUAUCGUGGUCGAGAAAGAAAAAAUAGAAGAUGAAAAUAUAUUUGUUCGUGAAUCGGUAAUAAAUGAAUUUGUAGCUCAAGAUGUGGAAUUGGUUAUAGAAUCUGACAUAAAUUUAAGUGAAAUAACCGUCGAUGACAUGGUAAUUGUAGAAGAUUCUCCUGAAUCAAGUAAUCAAGCUCUCUCUAAUUGUUUAAGCAAUAAAGAUACAAAUUGUAAAGUUUUAAAGGAAAUUGAGCUUAAUUCUAAUCCAUCAACAACUAUUAAAAAUGAAGAUGUGAAAAAGCCAGAAGCUCAACACGUUUCCAAAAUUUUCAAAGAUAUUUUAUUUUACCCAAAAAAAGAACCAGCUAAACCAGGAAAAAGACAACCAAAAGAAAAAGUUCCAGCAGUUGCAACUGGUGAUAUAUGGAGAAAGUGGAAAAAAGAAAAAGAAGACCAAAAAGAUUUAGCUGAAAAAAUAAAAAAAGAGAGAAAAAUUUUAAGAGAAGCUCGAACUAAGAUAAA